AUGUUUUUUGUGGCAGCUGGGUUCUUGCCUUUAAAAUUAAAUCAGCUGAACUUUUUGGCACUGCAGCUACAAGUUUCUGCACGUAGCUGUUUUAUCAAUGAUGUGCUCGUUAUACCUACUUCUAAAAAGACAAGGGUACAAAUUGUUGAGAUUUGCUUGGCAACAAGACCCCACAAUGACUGCUUGCGUCCUAUAAGUAAGCUGAAGGCAAUGGGUAGUGGUUUUGAGGUGAUUUCCGGUGGAAAGAAAAAGCUUGUCGGCUCUGUUCCUGCUGAGUUGAACAGAGACCAUAAUCAAAUUUUGGAGUUGGCCCAGGCUCAAGGUUUUGUAACUGUUGAUGAGGUAGAGAGACAGCUUUCGUGGACAACUGGGCGUGCCAUUGAUGCACUUGAUGUGUUGUUAGAUGAAGGUCUUGCUAUGAUUGAUGAAGGCCACAGAGAUGGCAGACGAUGGUAUUGGUUUGCCUGUGUGUCUUCAAUCAAACUCAUCAGUUUGGAGUUGAUACUUAGCAUAAUGUUUCCUCUUUCAAUGAAACUGUAUUAA
Messenger RNA from Mangifera indica (mango), 543 nucleotides. Its product is annotated as vacuolar protein sorting-associated protein 22 homolog 1-like. Gene Ontology annotation, biological process: protein transport to vacuole involved in ubiquitin-dependent protein catabolic process via the multivesicular body sorting pathway. The transcript has 6 exons. The coding region runs from base 1 to 543 and encodes 180 amino acids. The record is from RefSeq and is a predicted model, not a curated record. Gene Ontology annotation, cellular component: ESCRT II complex. NCBI's taxonomy places the organism in Eukaryota, Viridiplantae, Streptophyta, Magnoliopsida, Sapindales, Anacardiaceae.